AUGUUUGGACGAAAUAUCACAACCGAAUCAGGCGGAACACAUCAUUGUGAUGGUACAAAUUUGAAUAGCUAUCCAACACCUGGACCCACGGCUACGAGUGCUCUUGCCGAUGCUGCCGAUCGUGGUCAUUUCACUUUGGAUGGCACAUUCUAUAGUCAAUAUGAUGACUUCUUCAUAAGGCGCGUUGACAAAGAACAGCCAACAAUCACAAAAUUCUGGGGUCUUCUAAUCAAUUUUAACAAAACGAAAGUGGGAGGUUGUCAAACAGGUGUUGAGCUCAAUGACGAAGUUCUUAUUGCCUUCGACGCAUCUUGA
Molecule: messenger RNA, 315 nt
Organism: Rotaria sp. Silwood2
Lineage: Eukaryota; Metazoa; Rotifera; Eurotatoria; Philodinida; Philodinidae
Source: the annotation of a GenBank genome assembly